AUUGCGGGCGCGUCAAUUAAUAAGUUCGGCUAGUACAAGUGUUUUGGACGGUUAGUUCACUUGGUGCCGUCGUAAAUCCCUUGCAUAUACAGUGUCUUAGUAUGAUACUAGAUAAGUAAUAAGCUUCAGAGUUCUUUUGGCCUUACCUACUCAUCGAGUUAACCACUGAAGAUGCAAAAGCGGCGUAAGAACAAUAGCAAAAAAAACAAUGAGGAGUUUGAUAAAAAGAUAACUGAAGUCUACUGUGUCUGUCGUUCUUCAGACGCUGAAAGAUUUAUGAUGUGAGUUACUCAUAGAAUAAAUAACAAGUAUACAGAGCAUGUGAUCAAUGUGAAGAGUGGUAUCACGGAGAUUGCAUUAAUGUCACUCCAAAACAAGCAGAACAGAUAAAAACAUUUUAUUGUCCUCAAUGUCGAUGUAGGAAUCCGUCUUUGGAGAUCGAAUAUAAAAAUACAAGAAGUCAGAAGCCGAAACAAAGUCGUCCAUGUUCAAGUCCUAACAAUGAUAUCACUUCUUAUCCAGACCAACUUUCACCAGGUAAACAGUUCAAAGGGAAAAGAAGGCCGUCAGAUGUUCCGGUUAGUACUUCAGAAGCGGGUGCUCGCAAUACUACAGUCGACCACACAUUGUAUUUGCAGUCUAAAAAUACGCGCAGAUACAAUUCUUCGGGUCCUGAUAUUUCCCCUAAAUCACCUAAUGCCUCAGAUUCAACUAAUUCGGCUGUGUAUGAUCGCAUAUACUGGGGACACGAAGAGCAACCUGGACUUGGGGAUGAUCCAAAAUUGGUAUCUAGUUCGUUGGUACCAAAGAAGCGGUCUGGAUCACCUCGUCUGCGCCCUUGCGGUAAUUGCACAGGUUGCAGCAUACAAGAAGAUUGUGGGAAGUGUGAAUACUGUAAGGACAGGCGGAAAUUCGGUGGCCCCAACAAAAUGCGUCAAAAGUGUAGGUUACGACAGUGUGCUGGGAUGAAUGCUUCCCGCAGCAGAAAUCCUUCUAAUUCUUCACAAGGCGUUGGUUCUCGACGUCGCAAACAGCCACCGAUACUAUCAACACCCAUGGACACACCACCAUCCCAUAUGCAGUCGUAUGCAGAUUUCGAUGACGAACAGUUUGAAGUGCCAUUAGAUUUUUCUCCACGACCAUAUUCUGAUAAUAUUACGCAAUCGUUUCUGUCCCAUCACUCUGCAACUUCAGCUCCACUGAGCAGUAAAGUACGCAGGGGUGAUCACCGUAUUCCAGCCAUUAACGAAAUUGACGGAAUUACUCAUCGAGUGUUUGGACGAUUCAGUAGCGAUGGUUUGAAACCACAUUCUCGCAGUAAAGGACCCAUACCAAAGAUUUAUCCCAUUAAUACUGAUGAACCCAUAGAUUUUGUCGAUAAUGAUUCGGAUGAUGACAUUGUGCUUCCAGAAAUGGCACAUUGCGCAGGUCCAGCUUGCAUGCUAGCGGCUAUUCCCGGUGAAAAAUACUGUUCGGAAUCCUGUAAGCUGAAACAUUCGAAUUCUCGCUGCCCUAUUCGUUCAGGUGUUCCCAAUCUCCGUCCUGGAAUAACUACUAUUGCAUCCCGUGAAGCUAAUCCUAUUCCGUACUCUUUGCCCUAUCCAGAUCAUAUGUAUUGCCGCCAUCAUCGUGUUCAGAAUUGGAACAAUACUUCAUCUCCAUCUUACAGAACUACAAAUCAACCUUUCGAUCAGUUCUCUAUUGAUCAGGCUUACAUUACUACUGAUGGUUUACUACAGUCACGUGGACAUCCGACAUUUAGAUGUUCUUCUGGACCAGUACAUAGAACUGCACCACAACGGCAUUCUAAUUCUCAUCCUGUUUUGAUUAAUACUAGCACUCGAUUGGAUGGCGUAGAUACUCAAGGUAAUACGAUGAUUUGUGACGUUGCUGACACCGCUGCAUUUAUGGACUCUGUGGCCUCAGCAGUACGUAGAAAUAAUCAUGGGACAAUAAAUUCAUUUGCUAAAGAGCUCGGCAUAGAUUUGCCAUCCGCUCAUCCUUCUACUGGAACUCGUUUAUCUUCUUCACCUAGUUUAUCUGGGAUUUAUUCAUGUUAUACUGGGUCGAAUCGUAGCGAUAAUAUUCGACCAGUCGAUUUACAUGCUGUAGAUGAUGAUAGUGAACUACCACCGGAGGUAGAUGAGGAAGCUGAUGUCAAUCAAAUAGUUUCCGAAGUGGGCGGACAUCCUGUUUAUGGUUAUUAUAUGAUUAGUUAUGGCAACGAAACCAACGGUCAUAAUUCACGUGUUUCCUUGACAAACACUUCUACACCUACAUUAAAUGAACAUCGUCUUAGUGCAGGCUCAUUGCGUACUCGAACGAAUAUCCGCCACCUCAGUAACAGAAUGAUUAAUCAAAGUAAUGGUGAAUCAACAAAUGGUAUUCCUGGCCCUCACACUUCUAGUCGAACAUUAACAGUUGGGAGUGUAGGCUUUCGGCAUACGAACUUAAAUGUUAUCCCAGGGACAGUAAGUCAGGAUAAUUGUUUAAGUCCAUCUGGGUCUACUGGUGUAAGUGAUAUAGGUGUCUCUAAUAUGGGAUCAUCGAUAUCCAAUUCCAAUGUGGCACCUCACUCUGUGCCUGUUUAUAUACCUGGUCCCGACGAAUUCUAUACAAUCAAUGAUUCAGAUGACCUAGAAAUCAAUUGGCCGCAAGAAACAGUUGCCGGAGUAAAUGGUUAAUUUUUAAUUGUAUUAUAUUCUUCAAAACGUUUGUCACUUCAUAUGGAAACAUUGGUUCAUCAGUUGGCGACUGGCUAGGAGCUGUUUUACGCUCCUCUUAAUUGGUCCUAUGUAUUUCUAAUUAAUGACCUCUACUGUAUCAUGCUGUAAUGUUACUGAGACCUAAAACUUUUGACCUCUAUUUACCUCUUUGUUUUAUUCAUCAUUACGCUGCAGUGUUAAGUCGGCAAGUUUAAAAAUUCUCUGUAUUUAUACCGUUUAUCAGAUUUAUUCAGUGGCUAUGGUUUAGUCCCCUUGGUUUGCUAAGACAUUAAAUCACAACUUUUGCCUUGUAUACAUGUCUAUUAUAUAUAUAUAUAUAUAUAUAUAUAUAUAUAUAUAUAUAUAUAUUCUCUACCAGCGGCGCCAAAAACGUUUCAUUCACAACAGUCUUGUACAUAUAAAUAGCUGUCUUUUACUUUUUCUAAUUUGUAUAUUUUUGCGUUUAUCUAAGCAUAUUCACUUACAUAUUCUUUACAUUUUUGCGCAGUGGUUUAUUCAAAUCAUCAUUAUUAACGAAUAAUAUAUUAUAAACGAAAAAUUUGUCCUUUAAUCUUUCAUCCAACUAGGACUGUCUAUAAUUAUAAGAACGACAACUAUUCUUCUUCUUCUCAUUAUUAUUAUUAUUUGUGUUUUGAAUUUCGCCUUCUUACUAACACUAUCAUGCAGUUCGGUUCAUUUUUAUCUUGCGACUACUGUUACUUCUUUCAAAAACACUAUUCUUCUGAUUUUUAUUCCAUAUAUAUAUCUUUAUGCGUUGAGUCCACCUGCCACUACUGCAUUCUCCUAUUGUUUUGUCUUUUAAAUCCUGUCCUCGUAACUUAAUCAUUAAAUUACUUUUCCCACUUCUCAUGUUUAGUAUCAUAUUUCUAUUAUUUACUAAUUAUUAUCAUUGCUAUUAGUUACAAUCAGUAGUAUUUGCACUAAUUGUAAACUGAAAAUAAGAUAGGAUAUAAGCCAUUUAUUUUCUACACUUCCUUACCUUGCUUCCCUCCAAAUUCUCAAUCUUUGUAAAUAAUGAACAUAAAUAUUCUGUGUAAUACGUUCAAUGAGAAUAAGAAACAUCAAGUUAU
Schistosoma turkestanicum is the source of this 3796-nucleotide messenger RNA. The record is from the annotation of a GenBank genome assembly. Lineage: Eukaryota; Metazoa; Platyhelminthes; Trematoda; Strigeidida; Schistosomatidae.